UACUGUGACUUCAACAAUGGCAGAUCCGCGCAUCAGGCAAAUAAAAAUUAAAACCGGCGUCGUUAAACGCAUCGCUAAGGAAAAAGUCGUAUACGAAAAAGAGGUAGAACAACAGAAAAAUAGAAUACAAAAAAUAAAAGACGAAGGACAGGACGAACACAACAUAAGGAAGCAGGAGGAGGUUCUUCAGGAGUCGCUUAUGAUGGUCCCUGAUUGCCAGCGGCGAUUGGCAAAGGCUUUUGCAGACCUUAAAAACACUCUAGAAAGUGAACAAGAUUUAAAGGAACACGAGGAUUAUAUUGCAGCCGAGCAAGUAUUAAAAGACGCUGAGUCCCAGCUGCCAGAGUCAACAUAAACUCUUAA
This is a messenger RNA of Vanessa atalanta (red admiral), 363 nucleotides long. RefSeq names its product tubulin-specific chaperone A (gene Tbca). Gene Ontology annotation, biological process: tubulin complex assembly; post-chaperonin tubulin folding pathway. Gene Ontology annotation, molecular function: beta-tubulin binding. The transcript is spliced from 2 exons. Bases 17 to 355 code for a protein of 112 amino acids. Lineage: Eukaryota; Metazoa; Arthropoda; Insecta; Lepidoptera; Nymphalidae. Gene Ontology annotation, cellular component: cytosol; microtubule cytoskeleton. The record is from RefSeq and is a predicted model, not a curated record.